Molecule: messenger RNA, 3423 nt
Organism: Hirsutella rhossiliensis
Lineage: Eukaryota; Fungi; Ascomycota; Sordariomycetes; Hypocreales; Ophiocordycipitaceae
Product: ribosomal protein s2 domain-containing protein
Exons: 7
Coding region: 1-3423 (1140 amino acids)
Biological process (GO): translation
Cellular component (GO): small ribosomal subunit; ribosome
Molecular function (GO): structural constituent of ribosome; protein binding
Source: RefSeq, a predicted model, not a curated record
AUGUCUGGAAACACGCUCAGAGGCACGCCCAACCGCAACCAGGGCCGCGGGAGCAUCCCCUUUGCCAACAGCCCUGCUGCCUCUGCUGCAUCGGGCAUCCCCCGUCCCGCCGGCGAACCCCAGCCGUCAGAGUCGAGCUCGUCUGUCAGCGCAAGCCGGCAGAAGCAGUCCAAGCGCGAUGAGGCCAUCCGGCGCAAGAUGGAGAACGACCUCUCCAAGAAGAAGCACCUCACAAGCCGUGCCCGCCUUACCCGCAAGGCGCCCCCCGGCACCGUCCUCGCCCUGAAGCCCAGCCCGGCACUGCAGAUCAAGCCGGCCACCACCGUUUCCGAGGCGGCCCAGCUCAUGGCUGCCAAGCGAGAGGACUGCGUCCUCGUCACCGACGACGACGAAAGGAUCGCCGGCAUCUUCACUGCAAAAGACCUGGCUUUCCGCGUCGUCGGUGCGGGACACAAAGCCGCCAACAUCACCAUUGCCGAGAUCAUGACCAAGAACCCGCUCUGCGCCCGAACAGACACCAGCGCCACUGAUGCCCUGGACUUGAUGGUUCGGAAGGGUUUCCGUCACCUACCCGUCAUGGACGAGAACCAGGACAUCUCGGGCGUACUGGACAUCACAAAGUGCUUCUACGACGCCAUGGAGAAGCUCGAGCGGGCCUAUUCCUCGUCGAGGAAGCUGUACGAUGCGCUCGAGGGCGUCCAUUCAGAGCUCGGCGCCACCCAGCCGCAGCAAAUCAUCCAAUACGUCGAGGCCCUGCGCUCCAAGAUGUCCGGGCCGACGCUCGAGUCCGUCCUCAACGGCGUCCCACCAACCACCGUCAGCGUGAGGACCUCGGUCAAGGAAGCUGCAGCGCUGAUGAAGGAGAACCACACCACCGCUCUCCUGGUGCAAGACCAGGGUGCCAUCACUGGCAUCUUCACCAGCAAGGACGUGGUCCUUCGGGUCAUCGCCCCUGGCCUUGACCCCGCCAACUGCAGCGUGGUCCGCGUCAUGACGCCUCACCCAGACUUUGCUCCGAUGGACAUGACCAUCCAGGCAGCUCUUCGCAAAAUGCAUGAUGGCCAUUACCUCAACCUGCCCGUCAUGAACGACGGCGGCGAAAUCGUCGGCAUGGUCGACGUUCUGAAACUGACCUACGCCACCCUGGAGCAGAUCAACACCAUGUCGAGCGGCGACGGCGAGGGGCCGGCCUGGAACAAAUUCUGGCUGUCAAUCGACAACGAGUCCGAGUCUCUAAUGUCUGGCGAGGGCAGCCACAGCCACCAGCACACCAUUCUCAGCUCGCGCAUGAUGUCGCCGGACGCGACGCGCGACCGUCUUGGCGAUAGCGUCGCCCCGGGCGACUCUGCCUCCCACGUUGGAGCCGACUCGCCCCCGCCUUUCAUCGUCCCCGAGACCCCUGAGCCACUAAACCCCGCCGACACGCCGUUCCCCUUCAAGUUCAAGGCUCCUUCGGGACGUGUCCAUCGCGUGCAGAUUGUGGCCUCGCACGGCCUGGACGUGCUUGCGGCUGCCGUUGCCACCAAGCUAGGAAACGAAGUGGCUACGAUUGGUGGUCCGCCGGUAGUCGAGGACGGCAAGAUGAGCGGCUCUGGCUUUGCACUCAGCUACAUGGACGACGAGGGUGACACAGUCUCCAUUACCACGGACAACGACCUCCUCGAGGCUAUUGUACUUGCUCGCCAGCGCCGUCGUGACAAGGUCGACCUGUAUGUUCACGACCCGGACAAGCCCCCUGUCGCUGCUGGCGCUCCCGUGGAGACGCCCGUGAUCCCAACGCCUCUCAUGUCCUCCAUUCUCCGUGAGCGCCGGAAAGGCUCUGAUGACGAAGAGGACGAGGACGACGAGGACGACGACUCGGUGCUCAUUGCCGGAGUGCCGAACGAGCUGCUUCUCCCCGGUGCUAUUGUCACAUUGGCCGUGGUGAUUGUGGGUGUCUUCACCAUAGCGCGAGCAACCAGCCGAAGAGCUUGUUCGGAGCCCGUCAUGAUACUACGAAACGUCGCCUUGCGGCAUGGCCGUCGCGCCUUGGCAGCUCCUCUACCACGAGCAACAAUUCGACGAUUGUCGACCGAAGUCAAGACCGAGGACGCAAAGGCUGAGAGCGCGCCUGAUGCAACCUCUCCCGCUCCCGGGCCGGAGCAGGCUUGGUCCACACCCCAGCCGGCCGCAGCGCCGCCUAGAAUACCUUUGUCGUCGAAGAAAAAGAAGCAAAGGUCGGCGCAAGAGAUCAUCACGGCCCUAGGCUCCGAGGCAGUUCGGGAGCACCAGGGCGCCUCGUGGGCGAGACCGCAUAAGAUUGGGACCCAAGUCGUGUCGCCGGCGCAGCAAUAUGCAGAGUUCCAGCGCAUGAAGAAAAACACGCGGAAACUUGGAAGCGAUGUCGUGAAGCGAUACAUCCCCUCAGAUGUCCUCGUCAACCCGCCCCGGCCCGAGGACGUGACUCUGGAGCUGCUGAUGGCGUCGCAAACCCACAUGGGGCACAACACAUCAAUCUGGAACCCAGCCAACUCGCGAUAUAUCUUCGGUGUACGACAAGACAUCCACAUCAUUUCGCUCGAGACGACGGCGGCCCAUCUUCGGAGGGCGGCACGAGUGGUCGAGGAGGUGGCAUAUCGUGGGGGCCUCAUCCUGUUUGCCGGCACUCGCAAGGGCCACAUGGAGAUUGUGACCACGGCGGCCAAGCUGGCAAGGGCAUGCCAUCUGUUUACCAAAUGGACGCCAGGAUCCAUCACCAACCGCGACGUCAUCCUCAAGAACCGGAUGAAAAAGGUGGUGAACCACCUUGACAAGGAUCUAGAAGACUUUGACGAUUACAAUGGCACCACGAGGCCGUUGAUCCCGGACCUGGUCAUCUGCUUGAACCCAGUGGAAAACUACACCCUGCUAUACGAGUGUGGCCUCAAGAACAUUCCCACGAUUGGCGUCAUUGACACCAACGCAAACCCGUCUUGGGUGACGUAUACAAUUCCCGCCAACGACGACAGCCUUCGAGCCAUGGCAGUAGUAGCCGGUGUGCUCGGCAGGGCGGGCGAAAAGGGCAGGAAGCGGAGGCUCGAGGACGCGGGCCAGGGCAACGUGCCGUGGAAGACAUCGCCGGACCUGCAGCUGCACAUGCGGAAGGAGGUGGAGGCGGCCAAAGUGAAACAGAAGGAGGUCAUGGGAAAGAUUCAGUCUCAGACGGAGGGCUUCACCGAGGAAGAGAAGCAGAUGCUGAGGAACCACUACGAUGAAUCGGCGCCGGACUUUGACGAGGCAACGAUGAUGAAUGUUCUGGGCGAGACGGCGGCGGGCGAGCAGGGCAAGGCAAAUACCGAGGGUCAAGAAGCAGAGGCUGAGGUGAAGACGGAGACGGGGGCGAAGGCAGAAACGCGGCUGGCGGACAUGGAGGAUGGUCUCGGGGACAAGGUCAGGAAGAGUUGA